Messenger RNA from Monodelphis domestica (gray short-tailed opossum), 1257 nucleotides. It is a transcript of the gene C6H1orf35, whose product is annotated as chromosome 6 C1orf35 homolog. Lineage: Eukaryota; Metazoa; Chordata; Mammalia; Didelphimorphia; Didelphidae. The record is from RefSeq and is a predicted model, not a curated record.
GGGGAAAAGAGGGGGGAGAGGAAGGCGGGCCUUCCGGCUUCGGCUCCGCCCAUCCCGGCUGGGGUUGUGAUGGUGGCUGCGUCCUACCUCGCUCCGCUCUGGCCCCAGCUCUCCCUUCACUGUGGUCUCCCCAGAGACUUGUUGCUGCCACGGCCGAAGAAAUUGGCCUGCUCCGGCGGGAGGCGCGUGAAGCCUCUGAGAAAGCUGCGAGACUUGGGGUACCAGGCCGACUGACUUUACAGACUAUUCCUAGAGAUGUUUGGCUCUUCACGUGGGGGUGUGCGAGGUGGACAAGACCAAUUCAACUGGGAAGAUGUGAAGACUGAUAAACAGAGGGAAAACUAUCUGGGGAACUCCCUGAUGGCCCCCGUGGGCAGGUGGCAGAAAGGCCGGGACCUCACAUGGUACGCCAAAGGCAAGAAAGGCAACGUGGCUCUAAGCCGAGAGGAGGAGCUAGCUGCCGUGCGCCAGGCUGAACAAGAGGCCCUCUUGGCUGCUUUAGGCUACAAGAACGUGAGGAAGCAGCCCACAGGACUGAGCAAAGAGGACUUUGUGGAGAUCUGCAAGCGGGAAGGGACGGAUCGUGAGGAGAAGGAUGUAGACCAGCUGUCAGGCCUGGGGAGCUCCAGUGGUUCAGCUGGCCGGGUAAUGCUCUCCAAAGAAGACAAAGAAGCUGCCAAGCUGGGAUUGUCUGUAUUCACGCAUCACAAGGUGGAGAGCAGUUCGGCAGUGCCGCCGUCAGCCCCUCCAGUGGCCAAGAGGAAAGCAGACACAAGCAGGCCUGAGAGCCACAAGAAAGCCAAGAAAGAGAAGAAAAAGAAGAAGAAAAAGAAACACAGGAAAGAGAAGAAGAAAGAGAAGCAUUCUAAGAGGGGUUCCUCGUCCUCCUCAUCUUCCCCCUCCCCAGACAGGCACCGGGACUCGCCCUCUACUUCCUCUCGGGCGCAGACACCCAGGAGCAGACACGCCGACGACUCCUCUCCUGGUCCCAGGAGGAAGGACCGAAGCUCCGAGCCGAAGCCCCGAUCCAAGAGGCGUCGGCACGAUUCCGAUGACUGACCCUGAGCCCCGGGAGGCAGAUGGUACAGUCAGGGAGCCUCCCCAGGCUCUCCCCAGGGCCGGGGCCCUCUGCAGCGACCAGGCUCCCUCGGCCCCUGGCAGAGCUGGGCCUUGGGGAACUCCCCGGGGGCUGCUGUCUGACUCUCACCCUCUCCCCCUCCCCAGGCCAGUCCUCCCAAUAAAGCUGCUGCCUCCUUC